Molecule: messenger RNA, 3643 nt
Organism: Procambarus clarkii (red swamp crayfish)
Lineage: Eukaryota; Metazoa; Arthropoda; Malacostraca; Decapoda; Cambaridae
Gene: unc-45
Product: unc-45 myosin chaperone
Cellular component (GO): cytoplasm
Molecular function (GO): Hsp90 protein binding
Source: RefSeq, a predicted model, not a curated record
GUCUAUUGCCCCGCACGCUGUAAUGGACAAGUGCCAAAAAUAACCCCAGUUUUAGCCCAGCCUCGCGUACCAGAACGUCUUAGAAGUUUCUAGCGUGGUUUAUCAUUAGAAGGUAUAUACAAGUGGCACCUUGAAGCUGGUCCACGUCCACUAUUGAUAAGUGAGCAGUUGUCAGUGUUGUGUCUCCCCACAUCCUCUGCUUUAGCUACUCCAUAUACUCGCUUACUGUAGGAGUUUCAAGAUGACGAAAGCUGACAGUGAAAAAACGCCUCAACAACUGAAGGAGGAAGGGAAUGAAGCAUAUAAAAACAAUGACUGGGAUACUGCGAUUGAAAAAUAUACUCAGGCCAUUACAAUUAGUACUGAAGAUAGGGAUUCUUCAGUUUUAUACAAAAAUCGUGCUGCUGUUUAUCUCAAAAUUGAGGAUUUUGAGAACACUGUGAAAGAUUGCACACGCUGCCUCGAAAUUACUCCAAAAGACCCCAAGGCACUGUUCCGUCGAGCCCAAGCCUAUGAGAGUUUGGAGCAGUUUGAGAAAGCAUAUGCAGAUGCCAGGGCACUCCAGUUUAUUGACCCAAAAAAUAAAGAUGUUCAGGAAAUGUUGUCAAGAUUACAUAAAAUUGUACAGGACCUGAUUGAAGAAAAAACCAAAACUUCAGGAAAAGUUCAACAAUUGUUUGAAAUUCUUUUUGAUCCAGGCUCUGAAAAAGACAAGAGGGAAACUUGUGCCAACAAUCUUGUGGCUUUGGCUAAGGAAAGAGCUGGUGCUGAGCUUUUGUUGAAGCAAAAUAUACUGGCUCGAAUGGUUCAGAUGCUGAAGACGGAAGCAAAUGUUGAAAUUAAAGUUGCUUGUGCUAGAACAUUAUCUGAAUUCUGCAAGGAUUUAGAUAGGACCAAGACGAUUCUGCAAGAAGUGGGUAUUCCUUGGCUUCUAGACCUAAUGAACAGUAAAGAUCAGGUACUAGUCAAUGCCACACAGUACACCAUCCAGACAAUCUUCAACACCCUGGCUGGCAUGGAUAUUAAAAAGGAAAAGAAACCUGACAAAAAUCUUCUAGCAGCAAAUCAGAAAGAAAUUGACAGUUUGAUGGCUACUAUGGUCUCUAUUGUGACCCAGCGUACCAUGAGCGGAGAGUGCAGAGAUGCUGUAAUAGAACUUAUCCUGAAGAACGUGACAUAUGAAAAACUGAACUGGGGUGACAAGUUCAUUAGAAUGGGAGGUAUAGAGAAAAUGUUAGACAUCUGUUCUGAGCUGGAGGAAUUUAAUUUUGAAAGUCGUAUAGAUAUCACUGAUAAUACCCGCAUGACAACGGCUAUCUGUCUCUCUAAUGUGUAUGACACGCAAUAUGACGACAAGAUGAAGGAGGCUUACCAUCAACGAGUUGAUGAAUAUAUCAGAUUACGACUGUUAACGCCAGAUAUAGAACACAAAAUUCGUGUCACUGUUGCCAUAACAACUUUGCUACUUGGACCUCUAGAUGUAGGGGGCAGGCUCAUCACAAAAGAAGGUAUCUUGGAGAUGAUGUUGGUUAUGGCAAACACAGAUGAUGUCUUACAGCAGAAGGUUGCCUGUGAAGCUCUUAUUGCUGCAGCAUCCAAGAAGGACAAAUGUAGACCUAUUAUAACACAAGGUACUGACAUCUUGAAGAAACUUUACCAGAGCAAGAAUGAUUCAAUUCGUGUGCGUGCUUUGGUGGGAUUAUGUAAGCUUGGUUCUAUGGGCGGCACUGACGCUUCUAUGAAACCUUUUUCUGAAGGAGCUUCUCUUAAGCUGGCAGAAGCUUGUAGAAGGUUCCUUGUUAAUCCAUCGAAAGACAAGGACAUGCGACGAUGGGCCUGUGAGGGCCUUUCCUACCUUACCCUUGAUGCUGAUGUUAAGGAGAAGCUCAUUAACGACAGACCAGCCAUUCGUUCAAUGAUUGAACUUGCUAAAUCUGGUGACAUGAACUGUUUGUAUGGUGUUGUGGCAACCUUUGUCAACCUCUGUAAUGCAUAUGACAAACAAGAAGUAAUUCCGGAGAUGGUCGAGUUGGCAAAGUUUGCUAAGCAGCAUGUUCCCGAGGCUCAUGACCUGGAUGACCCUGAUUUUAUUGAAAAGCGUGUCAAGGUACUUGCUGAGGAAGGUGCUGCAGGAGCUCUUACAGCACUCAGCAAAACUGAUAGCCAUAAUUCCAAGGAACUUAUUGCAAGGCUGUUCAAUGCCCUGUGUCAGAUGCAAGAAAAUAGAGGUUUGGUAGUGCAGCAGGGAGGCUCCAAGGCUCUGCUUGGCCUGGCAGCAGAAGGCACAAAAAAGGGGAAGACAGUAGCAGCACAAGCUUUGGCUCGCAUUGCCAUCACUAUCAAUCCAGAGACAGCUUUCCCAGGACAGAGAGCCUAUGAAGUUGUACGACCACUGUUAAAGUUACUGGACCCAGAGUGUGAAGCUUUAGAGAACUUUGAGGCUCUGAUGGGUCUCACUAACAUUGCUGGAAUGUCAGAAUCUACUAGAAAACGCAUCAUAAAGGAGAGAGGAUUGCCAUUAAUUGAAAAUUACAUGUUUGAGCACCAUGAAAUGAUUAGAAGAGCAGCUAUUCAGUGUAUGGCAAACAUGUGUGCAUCUCCAGAUAUAGUUAAGAUACUGGAAGGGAAGAAUGACAAGUUUAAGUACCUGUUUCUGUGUACUUCUGAUGAGGAUGAGGAAAUUAUUAAGGCAGCUACUGGUGCCCUCUGUAUGGUCAUGUCAGAGUCACCCAAGUGUUUGGUAAAAGUGUUCGAGGCCAAUGAUUGGGAAGAAAUCCUCAAGUUCCUGCUUUCUCAUGGAAACAAGGAGAUACAGUACCGUGGGACUAUCAUUGUUUAUCUCCUGGUCUGUCACGACAAGCAGACAGCUGAGAAGGUGAUCGAUACACAUUGCAAGACUGCCCUUGAAGCUAUUUCCAAGAUUGACAAUCCAGAAUUAGUUUUGCCCAAGGCUCGUGAAUAUGCACAUGAUACAUUGAAGCUAUGUGCAACUCAGUGGAAGCUCAUCAAGGAUCCUGAUGUAGUAGAUGAAUAAAAAUAUAUACUGUACCUUAUGCCAGGGCCAUUUCUUCAAUCAACCAGAAAGUCGGUAAACUGCCAACUAAUAUUUAACCUAAAGCUUAAUAUGAGCAUUUUACAUUAAACAUUGUUUAUUCAAAUUUUAAAUGAGAAAUUUCUACAUACACACACCAUUUCCAAUCCUUAAAAAUAUGAACUAGUCAAAUUGAAUUAAGAUAUCGUACUAUAUGAACGAAUACAUACGGUACUUCCUCAGUGCUCAGGAGUUUAAAAUGUAGAGCCUUACUCUUACACAAGGCUGGUGUAUAAUAUGCAUUGGUAUUCCAGUUGAGAUGAUCCUAUUCAUAAAUGCUAGUAGUUAUCAGCGAUUAGAUUUUAAGAGUUUCUUGUGGCGAUUCAUGGGUGGUUAACUUAAGACGAGGUUACCUCGAGAUGAUUUUGGGGCUUAGCGUUCUCACGGCCCCGAAACCAGUCCUCCUAUGGGUGGAAGACAUUUGUGCCUUAGCAUUAUUUAUUGUUAGAUAUAAAAUUUGUGUAAACCAUGUUAAAUUAUUGAUUGCUGUGUAUAUUUAUCUUUUAUCAAUUUGUAAAGUGUUUCUAAUAAAAUGUAAAUUUCAAUUUACUG